Molecule: messenger RNA, 798 nt
Organism: Quercus robur (English oak)
Lineage: Eukaryota; Viridiplantae; Streptophyta; Magnoliopsida; Fagales; Fagaceae
Exons: 4
Coding region: 1-723 (240 amino acids)
Source: RefSeq, a predicted model, not a curated record
AUGCGAGAUUUACUUGGUCGUAUUUAUACUGGCGUUAAAGGAAACAUUGCUGUCUAUAAUCCUGAUGUUAGGGCAGGAGACAGCUAUGGAUUUAUACAUAUCAGUAGCGGCACAGAAGGGAAUCUGAAUUCUAUCACGACGGGAUGGAUGGUUUCUCCAACUCGUUACAAUGGUAUUGUGCAUCCUUUUUUCUUUAUACAUUGGACAUCAGAUGGUUCAAGAGAAACGGGCUGCUUCAACCUUGAUUGCCCAGGUUUUGUUCAAAUUGACAGAACAAUUCAUCUUGCGGCAUCUCUAAGUAAUGUAUCCAUUCCUUACGGUCCUCAAUUUGAGAUUGAAGUCUUUAUUUAUAAGUAUGACGGGGAUGAUGGCAAUUGGUGGGUAAAAUACAGCGAUAUUAAUGUUGGAUAUUAUCCAGCAGAAAUAUUUAAUAAUUUCACUAAUCCUGGAAUUGUUGGUUGGGGAGGUGCUACUGUUGCUCCUAAUCCCCCAGCUGGAAUUUGCCCACCAUUGGGAUCUGGAAUAUUUCCAGAUGGCAAAUAUGAGCAUUCAUGUUCAAUUAGAUUGGUUCAGUAUUUAAAUAAUACAGGAAUUCGUGACCUUGAUGACCAUAGCUAUGAGAAAAUCAUUGAUAGUCCCGGCUAUUAUAACGUAAGGGAUCCUGAAUAUCGUGUGUUGCAAGGAUACACCUUUGAUUUUGGUGGACCAGGUGGAGACUGGUAAUUAAAAUAUUUUGUAACAAUUAUCUUUGCGAAAAUAAACUAGAAAGUUAUAGCUGCUCGUUCGGCUAUGACCAUU